Molecule: messenger RNA, 1969 nt
Organism: Micropterus salmoides (largemouth bass)
Lineage: Eukaryota; Metazoa; Chordata; Actinopteri; Centrarchiformes; Centrarchidae
Product: bone morphogenetic protein receptor type-2-like
Exons: 11
Coding region: 90-1586 (498 amino acids)
Biological process (GO): protein phosphorylation; cellular response to growth factor stimulus; BMP signaling pathway
Cellular component (GO): signaling receptor complex; plasma membrane
Molecular function (GO): ATP binding; transforming growth factor beta receptor activity
Source: RefSeq, a predicted model, not a curated record
GGAAACUCCUCUCACAUUCUCGGACUGAUAUACGCACUUCCUGUGUGGCCGAUCUGGGCUGAGCUGACAGACAGAGGGACAGAGUGACCAUGAUACUGAAGCGGUGGCAGCUGAUUUUGGCUGUGGAAUACAUCUUUAUAUGUAUCUCCAGCCAUUCCUUUCCUCAGAAGAGACGCUGUGCAUUCCAAGUGACUCCCCAGAACAACAAAUACACAACUGCUGGCAACGUGAGUGAGUCAGUGCAGCUCUGUGAAAACACCCAAUGCUGUGUGGGCUAUUUUCUGAUCAUCAAUGGCCAGCCAGAGGUUGACGUUCUCGCUUGUGAUAUAGUCGAAAAGUCUUGCCCAGAUGCAAUCUGCAGGGCACAAACACGCUUCAACGGCCUCUUCACUAAGUGCGUAUGCAACACAGACCUCUGCAACAGCAACAUCACUUGGACCACACAGUCGGACGAGCUUCGACUCCACUACUCUUACUCUGUGGAUGAAAUAGCGAAAACAACUGUAGUAAUUCUGAUAGGAUUCUUGCUCGUCCUGUGCUUCAUGAUCUUUGCUGCCAAAUGGAGACGCCUCUUUAAAAAGAAAAAGAGUCCACCCUCCCUUGACAGUGUCUCAGCACCAUGUUCCUGCCAAACCUCAAAAACCUCUGAGAUUGACAUUGCUAACAUUGAACUACAGCAGAUUGUGGGCCAUGGGCAUUUUGCAACUGUUUGGCAGGGGAAAUAUCAGGGAUCAAUGGUGGCCGUGAAAGUUUUCCCUGCAGGCUGGAAACAUAUAUUUACUGCAGAGAAGGAGGUUUAUGAGCUACCACUGAUGAAGCAUGCUGGGAUUGUUGACUUCCUGGGCACUGGGUGGAAACCGGAUGGAGGCAGUUGGCUCAUUGUCCUGCAAUUUGCUGAAAAUGGUUCUCUCAACUCCUUUCUGUGUAAACACACCAUCAGCUGGAUGUGGUCAUUGAAGCUGUGCCAGUCUUUAUCUCAGGGACUUUCAUAUCUCCACUCUGAACUUCACAGACAUGAUGUGCAUAAACCUCCUGUGGCCCACAGGGACUUCAGCAGCGCUAAUGUGAUUGUGAAAGCAGAUGGUACCUGUGCCAUAUGUGAUUUUGGAUGCUCUACAAUCCUGCGUUCUUGUGCAGGAUCUCACCGCUGGCAGAGCCACACAACAAACAUAGAGGGUCGUGCUCAGUUGGGAACGCUGCGCUACAUGUCCCCUGAGAUCCUGGAAGGCUCUGUAAACCUAAGCAACACCAGGUGUCUCUUGCAGGGGGACAUCUAUGCUUUGGGACUGCUGCUGUGGGAGAUCUGGAUGCGCUGCUCUGAUUUAUUUGAAGGCGGUACUGUUCCACCGCAUCUGUUGCCUUAUGAAUCUGAGCUGGGAGCCAAUGUAACACUGGAGAGCCUCAUCCUGUAUGUGUUUCACAUGGACAAGAGACCUGCCAUACCUAAACAAUGGGAACUGCUACCACAGGGAUCUGUGCUGCAGCAGCUCCUGACAGAUUGUUGGGACUGUGACCCCGAGGCACGACUGACUGCUCAGUGUGUUGUGAACAGACUAGACUCUCUUCAGUCAUGUCAGUCUCCAUGACUUGUUUUGUUGCAAUCUACAAAUCAAGUAUUUGCACUGUUCUCUUUGUGUCACUGCUGUUUAGCUUUUCAGUAUAUUUUCACAAUUUUGUACUGUAUAGGUAGCCUCAUGCCAUGGACAUGUUUCCAUUAACCUUUCUAUUAGAUUAGUUACAGGUACAGGUAUAUUAUGGAAAAAUUGAAAUGUGUGUCCAUAAUGGACAAAUUUUUUCUGAGAAAGAACAAAAAGAAAUGUUAUUCUUUCACUCUCAGCAGGAGGGAUGUUCUUUAUAUUGCUUUAUAUAUAUAUGAUUUUGGUUUUGCAUUUUUAUAACAACUGUUGUUACAGUGGUACUUAUCGUAUGUGUAAAACACUACUUGGCAAUAAAGCUCCUACUGAUCUGA